Arachis stenosperma is the source of this 735-nucleotide messenger RNA. RefSeq lists its product as uncharacterized. Bases 1 to 735 code for a protein of 244 amino acids. The transcript has 2 exons. NCBI's taxonomy places the organism in Eukaryota, Viridiplantae, Streptophyta, Magnoliopsida, Fabales, Fabaceae. The record is from RefSeq and is a predicted model, not a curated record.
AUGGAAGGAGUGCAUAACCUUCAUCAUCAAGAACAAGAACAACAACUAUCCACCGAGUUGCUCCGACUCAGAGACUCACUUCAACCCAUUGACCUCUCCUUGCUCCAACACAACACCCCCGCCGCCGUUCGUGUCCCAACUCCGGCCACCGCAAGUGGUGUAUGCCAGUUCUACCACCACCACCCUAACCAGCAAUGCGGCGCCACUACUCCUUCCGGCUCCAAUUCAAUGAAACGGCCCUUGCCGGACACCUCCUCCGCCGAACGGAGGGCUAAGAGGCACUUCUGGGAUCAAGAUAGCCCCGACCUUCAAGGAUUCUCCUCCGUUUCGCUUCCGAUGAGCAUUGCCGCCCUCACCGGAAACAGCUCCGACGGUCACCCGGUUCUCCGCCGCUGUGUUUCCGACCCAACUAAGCCUCCAACUUCGGCGAAGGGUUUCGCCGGAUCAUCGCCGGAGGCGGGCACCGGUUCCGGGCUGCCACCAUUGCCGCCGAGUCUGAGGAGGACUGUGUCUGAUGUCACUCCUUCGCCGCCGAAGAUCUUGUCUCGCUCAUUGAGCUCUGAAGAAACCACCACUCCAGAUUUUUCAAUGGACAAUGAUAAUUGGAAAGGAGAAGAAGAAGCUGUGAGUGUAGAGUGGGCUGAUAGGUGUGUAAGAAUUAUUUUUAGGUGCCCUUGUGGAAAGGGUUAUGAGGUUCUUCUCUCUGAAAACACAUGCUACUACAAGUUGGUCUAG